Molecule: messenger RNA, 3341 nt
Organism: Exophiala oligosperma
Lineage: Eukaryota; Fungi; Ascomycota; Eurotiomycetes; Chaetothyriales; Herpotrichiellaceae
Product: ribonucleoside-diphosphate reductase large chain
Exons: 4
Coding region: 228-2960 (910 amino acids)
Biological process (GO): deoxyribonucleotide biosynthetic process; DNA replication
Cellular component (GO): ribonucleoside-diphosphate reductase complex
Molecular function (GO): ATP binding; ribonucleoside-diphosphate reductase activity, thioredoxin disulfide as acceptor
Source: RefSeq, a predicted model, not a curated record
AUAACUGUUUUGCAAACCGUUCUCUAUGCUUUGUUUCUUCUCAUCUACACCACUUUCGCUUCCUGCUGCCUGCGUUUCUACAGCGACAAGUCGUUAGCAAGAGCACAGAUAGACACAUAAAGAGGAAAGGCCGUCCUCGACCGUGUUGUUCCUCCUUGCUCUUCCUUCAUCACCACCUUUCUCCCUUGACUGAACUGCAUUGCAAGAUACCGCCCUAAAUUACAAUCAUGUUCGUCUUCAAACGAGAUGGACGCAAAGAACGCGUUCAGUUCGACAAGAUCACAGCACGUGUCUCGAGACUGUGCUAUGGUCUUGAUCCUGAACACGUUGAUGCAGCAGCUAUCACCCAGAAAGUGAUUUCUGGUGUCUACCAAGGUGUCACCACCAUUGAGCUGGACAAUCUGGCCGCAGAGACCGCAGCGUACAUGACAGUCACACAUCCCGACUAUGCCAUCCUAGCAGCGCGGAUUGCUGUCUCCAACCUCCACAAACAGACCAAGAAACAGUUCUCAUCCGUGGUGUCAGAUCUCUACCACUAUGUCAACCCCAAGAAUCAAAAGCCGUCUCCUAUGAUAUCGAAAGAAACAUACGAGUGUGUCAUGAAGCACGCCGAUGAGCUCAACUCGGCCAUUGUAUAUGACCGAGACUUCAACUACCAAUACUUUGGCUUCAAGACGUUGGAACGAUCAUAUUUGCUCAAGAUCGGCAAGCAAGUUGCUGAACGACCACAACACAUGCUGAUGCGUGUGUCUGUCGGUAUUCAUGGCGAUGACGUUGAGAAGGCCAUCGAGACUUACAACCUCAUGUCUCAGAAGUGCUUUACUCACGCCUCUCCUACGCUGUUCAAUGCUGGAACGCCUCAGCCUCAAUUGUCUUCAUGCUUCUUAAUUGACAUGAAGGAGGACAGCAUUGAAGGUAUCUAUGACACACUCAAGACCUGUGCUAUGAUCUCCAAGACCGCUGGCGGUAUUGGUCUCAAUGCUCACUGCAUUCGUGCUACUGGCUCAUACAUUGCCGGCACCAAUGGGACCUCCAAUGGUCUCAUCCCAAUGCUCAGAGUCUUCAACAACACUGCCCGUUAUGUCGACCAGGGUGGCAACAAGCGUCCAGGUGCCUUCGCCAUCUACCUCGAGCCAUGGCAUGCAGAUGUCUUUGACUUUUUGAACUUGAGAAAGAACCACGGCAAAGAAGAAGUCCGUGCUCGUGACCUUUUCUACGCGCUGUGGACUCCUGAUCUUUUCAUGAAGCGUGUUGAGAAGAACCAGGACUGGACUCUCUUCUGCCCUCACGAGGCGCCUGGUCUUGCUGAUGUAUAUGGUGAAAAAUUCGAGGCUCUCUAUGAGAAAUACGAGCGGGAAGGACGUGGUCGUCAAACCAUCAAAGCCCAGAAGCUGUGGUAUGCUAUCCUUGAGGCUCAGACUGAGACUGGCACACCCUACAUCUUGUACAAGGAUGCAUGCAACGAGAAGAGCAACCAGAAGAACUUGGGCACUAUUCGAAGCUCAAACUUGUGUACGGAGAUUGUCGAGUACACUUCGCCUGAUGAGGUGGCUGUCUGCAAUCUUGCCUCCCUGGCACUGCCGACCUUUGUCGACCAGGCGAGUGGCGAAUAUGACUUUGGCCGCCUCCAUGAGGUUACCCAAGUUGUCACUCGAAACCUGAACAAGAUCAUCGAUGUCAACUACUACCCCGUAGUUGAGGCCAAGAACAGCAACAUGAGACAUCGACCUGUCGGUCUUGGUGUCCAAGGUCUUGCCGAUGCUUUCCUGGCACUACGUCUGCCUUUCGACUCUCCAGAAGCCAGACAGCUCAACAUCCAGAUCUUUGAGACCAUCUACCACGCCGCAUUGACAGCAUCUUGCGAGCUCGCCAAGGAACAAGGCACUUAUGAAACCUAUGAGGGCAGCCCAGUCUCACAGGGCAUCCUUCAAUAUGACAUGUGGAAUGUCACUCCUUCUGACCUCUGGGACUGGGAUGGCCUGAAAGCAGAAAUUGCUAAGCACGGUAUCCGCAACUCCCUUCUUGUCGCUCCUAUGCCUACUGCAUCGACUUCCCAGAUCUUGGGUAACAACGAAUGCUUUGAGCCAUACACAUCCAACAUCUAUUCUCGACGUGUAUUGGCUGGUGAAUUCCAAGUCGUCAACCCAUGGCUGUUGAAGGACUUGGUCGACCUUGGCCUCUGGUCUGACAAUAUGAAGAACCGUAUCAUUGCCGAUGGUGGCUCAAUUCAGAACAUUCCCAACAUCCCUGAUGAUAUGAAGGCUCUGUACAAGACUGUCUGGGAAAUCAGCCAGCGUAAUGUUUUGCAGAUGGCUGCCGACCGUGGUGCCUUCAUCGAUCAGUCUCAAUCUCUCAACAUCCAUCUCAAGGAGCCGACCAUGGGCAAGAUCACAUCUAUGCACUUUGCUGGCUGGAAGAUGGGUUUGAAGACUGGCAUGUACUAUCUCCGAACCAUGGCUGCCACUCAACCCAUUCAAUUCACUGUGGACCAAGAGCAGCUCAAGGUUGCAGAUACCAAUGUUGCCCGGGAACGAAGCGCUCCUAAGAAGCGGACCUCGCUCGGUUAUGGACAGAGCUACACAACUUCCAGCGUGCGACCCAUGUAUGCAUCCAAGAACUCCAACUCGAACUUUAACGGUGGAGCUACAUCGUUGAAUGGUAUCCCGACCCCUACAUCGACACCACCCCCAACGGAAGAGAAGCAGCUCGUCAACAAGCUAGCUCGUAGCCGUCUCAGUGACGGUGCUAGCAGUGGUGAGCCUAGCCCCAAGGUCUUGCCCACCGACCCCAUCGACAAACCCAUUACCGAGGAGAGUCUGGAAGACAGAGAAGCCACCAAGGCUCUUCAAGAUGAGGACAAGGAGAGUGACUCGGAAGAACGUGAGGGGGAUAUCUAUGCACAAAAAGUUCUACAGUGUUCCAUUGAGAAUAAGGAGGCAUGCAUCAUGUGCAGUGGUUAGACGAUGUCUUGACUUUUGUAUUGUGAUCAAUAUUGUUGGUGCGCCGGCAUUAUCAAGUGCAUAGAGGGCACGUUUCCAAUGAGCAAUCGAUACACUUUUGUUGGAUGCUUUUCAUGGUUUUAAAUGUACAGACGGAGUUUCGAGGCACGGCAUGAUGGGAUGUAUGGAAUGGAAUCAACACUGGAUUGGAUGGAAUGUAGUAAUGAGACCUUUUUCAUUGUUUUUGCUUUGAGAUUUCAUGGCCUGUCGGUUACACGAUAGACACGCCUUGCACGUCUUGAUGGAGAUUGUACCAUUCGGGCCCCAAUGUGUAUGAAAGAGAAUUCAGUUUAGCAAAUUUCUUGAGGGCGAGAGGUACCCCGUGUGCCUACGAGCCUCCAA